This is a messenger RNA of Balaenoptera acutorostrata (minke whale), 4333 nucleotides long. RefSeq names its product ST3 beta-galactoside alpha-2,3-sialyltransferase 6 (gene ST3GAL6). Gene Ontology annotation, molecular function: beta-galactoside alpha-2,3-sialyltransferase activity. The transcript is spliced from 12 exons. Gene Ontology annotation, biological process: glycolipid biosynthetic process. The coding region runs from base 312 to 1307 and encodes 331 amino acids. The record is from RefSeq and is a predicted model, not a curated record. Lineage: Eukaryota; Metazoa; Chordata; Mammalia; Artiodactyla; Balaenopteridae.
CGGCGGCUCGAUGCUGCAGGCGCCGCGGGAGAGGCAGCAGCCGGCUGGGGCGAGCGGCGACGAGCGAGCCGAGAGCAGCGGGCCUCCGGCCCCGGAGCCCGGCACGCCUCUGCGGUCUUCGCGCCGGGGCCUCGGCGGCACUUACAAGUGAAGAAGCAGCAUGACCUUUUGUCUUGGAUAAUUUCUAGUGCAGAGGCUCCGACAAUUUAGCAGCGGCCUCCUGGGCCUCCGGCACCCUUACCACAUUCUACAUCCUCAGGGGACAGAGGGCCUUUGGGAACAGACCCCCUAAAAGAGUAGGUGGGCCAGCCAUGAGAGGGUACCUUGUGGCCAUCUUCCUGAGUGCUGUCUUCCUCUAUUAUGUGCUGCAUUGUAUAUUGUGGGGAACAAAUGCCUAUGGGGUGCCACCUGUGGAAAUGAAGAGGAGAAAUAAGAUCCAGCCUUGUGUAUCAAAGCCAGCUUUUGCCUCUCUCCUGAGGUUUCAUCAGUUUCACCCUUUUCUGUGUGCAGCUGAUUUUAAAAAUACUGCUUCCUUGUAUGGUAGCGAUAAGUUUGAUUUGCCCUAUGGGAUAAGAACAUCAGCCGAAUACUUUCGACUUGCUCUUUCAAAACUGCAGAGUUGUGAUCUCUUUGAUGAGUUUGACAAUGUGCCGUGUAAAAAAUGUGUGGUGGUUGGUAAUGGAGGAGUUUUGAAGAAUAAGACGUUAGGAGAAAAAAUUGACUCCUAUGAUGUAAUAAUAAGAAUGAAUAAUGGUCCUGUUUUAGGACAUGAAGAGGAAGUUGGGAGAAGGACUACCUUCCGACUUUUUUAUCCAGAAUCUGUUUUUUCAGAUCCCAAUCACAAUGAUCCUAAUACUACGGUGAUUCUCACUGCUUUUAAGCCGCUUGAUUUAAAGUGGCUGUGGGAAUUGUUGACAGGUGGCAAAAUAAAUACUAAUGGUUUUUGGAAGAAACCAGCAUUAAAUCUGAUCUAUAAACCUUAUCAAAUCAGAAUAUUAGAUCCUUUCAUUAUCAGAACAGCAGCUUAUGAACUGCUUCAUUUCCCGAAAGUGUUUCCCAAAAAUCAGAAACCCAAACACCCAACAACAGGAAUUAUUGCCAUUACAUUGGCAUUUCACAUAUGUCAUGAAGUUCACCUUGCUGGUUUUAAGUACAACUUUUCUGACCUCAAGAGUCCUUUGCACUACUUUGGGAAUGCCACCAUGUCUUUGAUGAAUAAGAAUGCGUAUCACAAUGUGACUGCAGAGCAGCUCUUUUUGAAGGACAUUAUAGAAAAAAACUUUGUAAUCGACUUGACUCAAGAUUGACCCUACAGACUCAGAAGAUGAUGCUAACAGUAUUAGUUUUAUUUUUACAGUGCAAUUUUUUUAGUUUAUUUUUAAAUAUGUUGGAUGUACUUGUCAAGAAAUUAUGUAUAUUAAGUCUGUUGCUGCCUGGUGCUUCAUAACCACCAGCUUAAUUUCUGUGAAUAUAUUUAAUUUAUGGAAACCAAGACAUGCUAAGAGAUCAGGGAGAGUGAAUUUUUCAUUGCAUUGUUUUAAAAAUAAGCUAGUUUUCUGACGUGUUUUUAAAGUAUCUUUUUAUAGUUACUUCAUCUUAGACUUUUGAAGGGAUGUGACUUGCUAAUAAGUACGGGGAUUUAGUUUACCACAGCAGAUUUUGAAUGUAACGUGACAUUCUGAGAGGCUUAGCUGGCUCCUGUAAAUUGGUGGGGAGCUGGCAUGUGGCGGUGCCUUGAAUGCGGCAUACAGGGACCACUUCAGGCCUCUGUAUCUCUCUCUCUGGAUGAUUGGUUCCUUUUUGUUCUACCUGAGCAACCUGACUGGAAUCUUAAACCAGACCCUAAGCGUGGUUGAUUGAUUAGGGAAAUCUAAGAUCAUACUGGCUUAAUUAUUAAGCAUUUUUUUCCUACAGUUAAGUUAAACCAUGAUUAUGAUGAGUAGUUUGGUAGAAGGAAGAUGUUUUUUAAGUCGACAGAAAUAAAUAGGAUAAAUAUGAAACUCUGGAUAAGUAAAUAACCAAAGAAAGAAUGCAAUUCCUAAAGUCUGGUGACUGCAUUAUUUUAAAGAAAUAAAGUUUAUACAAAGAAGCUGAACGAGGCAAGCUCAAGAAGGAGCAAACAUUCUUAAAACGUUUUUUUUUUGCCUGGCUUAAUUUAUUCAUUAAAAUUUCGAAGUUUAUUGGAAGUAAAUUAGGAAAGACAAGACAUGAAUGAGUAAACCUUUAAGAAGAGUCAAGCUUUUUCUGGAUUUAAAUGGCAUUUUCAUGAAAAACCAAUUGUCCACAUGAUUCAAUCGCAUCUUCAAAUGGAAAGAAGCUUACCUAGGGUGCACCAGAGAAGAGUGUUGAGGCAAACAAGCCAGUUGGACAAAAGUGUCAUUCCAGUGGUGAGCCUGGGAAGUGGGAGGCCCGCCCGCAGAAGGCCCCUGGUGUCACCUGCAGCAACCUGCCACCUGCCACAGAAAGCAGGAAUGCGGAAGAUGACAACUCACGGCAGAGACAGCAGACUUCACUGACUCGUAAACCGCUGAACUCCACUGCGGUAAAUAUCCACAGCAGAGUGACACACACAUACACACACACUGUGUCAUCAGGACCGCAAUCCUCUGCUUCUUACCUAGUGUUCACGUACACCACACAGAAAGCUGGUCUCCUCAAGACCGAUACAUACGUGGGACAAACCAGACAAGUUUUCCAAAAGGAAAAGAACAGAGCAUGUGUUAUGAGAAAUUCUUACUUCCCAUUUCGUUACUUACAGACUAGAGAGAUUUUACAGAAAAGUAAAAGUGAUCAGAACAGAAGAGGAAUGCCAUUUUUCUAACAGUGCUGGGGAGUUUACGUGGGCCUGAAAAUGGCUUUCCUCUUUCACUGCUGCCAGGUGGAGGGCAGGGGCUUCCCUCUGAUGGAAAGAGAUGUAAAGCCACCAAUUACCUGCCCGGUCCCAGUAAGGUAAGUCAUAGGUGCCUUCAGCUUUUUUCUUUCUGGAAAAAUACAGAAAAAAAAAAAAGUUAGCAAAUAGAGUGAAUUCACUAGUAAGAAAGCUCUGAAACUGCAGGAUAAACACCAAAGUUAAUAAUUAGUCAAGAGUACACAUUUCUAUUUGCUGAUUUCCCUGGGAGACCUCUUUCACUUGACUUUCGAAGUUGCCACUGCUGAGGCUCAUGAAUUCUGGACUCUCAAUAAAUAUUAAACAACUAUCUCCUGAGACAGUUAUCUUGUUACCCAACUAUUUUCCACUCAAAUGGAUAAAGGGAUUAAAAAAAAAAAAAGACUAAGUCUGUAGAUAAAAACCCUGAAUCAAAUCAAAGACCCAACCCUGACACGUGGAUUAUUAUGGGGAAAUCACGUUAGGUUUGUUUUGGUUUCAAAUACAAAUUUCACAAAUCAGUCGAUUCACAAAGUUCACAGGAUACAAGAACAAAACCCCCAUAUUUUCUUCUGCGUUGUUACUUUUUUUCAACUUACUACUUUUUUUCUACAGUCCUUUGCCCCUGAGAAGUUUAAAGUGUCACACACCCUUAACUGCAUAGACCUGAUUCCUCCACCCUGCCCAAGAUAAGCCAACGCCGUCACUAACAGUGAGGGGACCGAGGGCCACGUGUGCAACUAAGAAGGUUCUUCCCCAGCCUGCCUCUCAGAAUUCUGACACAUCCUCCCCCGGAGAAACUUCUGUCCCUCCCCAACAUUAAGAAUUGCUAUCUACCGUGAGCCUUUUAAAAAGAAAAAAAUCAAGCACACAAAAGGACAUUUUCUGAUGUACACCUAAUUAAAAUAAUGCUCUGCAAGCUAAAGAGAAAGAAGUUGUUCUAGUGUUGUAAACGAGGAAAAGAGGGUUAUGUGACUUGCUGAAGAUCACAAACGGGGCUUUCUCAAAAAGCCCAAGCUAUGUGCUUUUCCUACUUCGAAACAUUCUUCUCUAGUAUAAGACUAUGUUUUUAUUAUUGAUACUAAAAGCUCCCUCAUUUUAAAGUCUGGCUGUAUUUAAAAUAUAAUACUUCAUUAUUUCAAAGUAAGGUAUAGCGUAAAAUUUGUGGACGAGAUGGUAGGUGCUGAAGCUGUCCAAGGGUUGUACUAUAAAGGAUUUCAUAUUCUUGAUCUCCAGUGACAAAGCUGCAGGUGAUUUAUUCGUUACACGUAAAGUACUUAGAACGGGGCCUGGCAUGGGUUAGGGAUUCAGUAACUUGCAGCUGUUUUUAUUAUUACUUUUCUCCUGGCUACUUUCCAUAAGCCCUUUAAUGGCACUUCCUCUUUACUCCUUAUCACAAAGCCAGUGGUCAGCAAUUUCAUCCACUACGUUCGUAGAAGUAACCUCAAUUCUGCAGCUCAGACCUUU